CACAGGCCGAGCCAGAGCCAUCAACGACAGGGCUGGGGAGAGAAGCCCGAGGGCGGCUGUUUUCAGGAACUGGCCCAGAGGGGAGAGCGGAGGCCGGGGAGGCCAGGCAGGGGCCCCACAGGCUCCAGCCUCCAGCAUGGGGAAACCGAGGUUCAGAACGAUGAAGUAACUCAUCCAAGGUCACGAAGCUGGUGAACACCAAACAGGCACGAUGGCAGGGCUAGGAUCCUGGAGUCUGAGCGUAGCUGCCCUGAUUGCCCUGCUGCUCCCCGGAAGCCGGGAGGAGUGCGGACGCAUCAGCCUCCCAACCCCCACCGUCCACCUGGGGGAUCCCCUCACAGCCUCCUGCAUCGUCAGCCCCAACUGCAGCCACCUGGGCCCCGAGGCACAGAUUGUCUGGAAACUGGGAAGAGAGUCUCAACCCGGAAAAAGGCGACAGCGGCUGGAAGACGGAAGCCAGGAAUUCACGGUCACGGUGCCCCACCUCAGCAGCCCGCGGGUCCUGCUCUCCUGCUACCUGCGCUGGGACCACAGCCUGCAGAUGCUGGACCAGGCCGAGGUGCAGGCAGGCUACCCUCCUGCCGCACCCCACAACCUGUCCUGCCUCAUGAACCUCACAACCAACAGCCUCAUCUGUCAGUGGGAGCCGGGACCCAACAACCACCUGCCCACCAACUUCACCCUAAAGAGCUUCAAGAGCCGUGGCAACUGCCAGACCCAGGAGGACUCUAUCCUCGACUGCGUGCCUAGCGACGGCCAGAACCACUGCUCCAUCCCACGUAGACACCUGCAGUUGUACCAGAACAUGGGCAUCUGGGUGCAGGCGGAGAACGCGCUAGGGACCACAAAGUCCCCACAGCUGUGCCUCGUUCCCAUGGAUGUUGUGAAGCUGGAGCCCCCCACGCUGUGGGCCCUGCCCCCCAGUCCUGAGGUGGCCCCACCCCAGCCUGGCUGCCUGCUGCUGCGCUGGGAGCCAUGGAAGCCAAGCCUGUACAUAGAGCAGAAGUGCGAGCUGCGCCACCAGCCACGGCUGGGCGAAGCCAGCUGGGCCCUGGUGGGGCCCCUGCUCUCCCAGACCCUCCAGUACGAGCUCUGCGGGCUCCUCCCAUCCACGGCCUACGCCCUGCAGAUGCGCUGCACCCGCUGGCCCCUGCCUGGCCAGUGGAGCGACUGGAGCCCUAGCCUGACGCUGACCACCGCGCAACGGGCCCCCAUCGUCAGACUGGACACGUGGUGGCGGCAGAGGCAGCUGGACCCCAGGACGGCAGACAUGCAGCUCUUCUGGAAGCCAAUGCCCUUGGACAGAUACAGCGGGCAGAUCCAGGGAUACCUGGUCAGACUAGCAGGCCCGGCAGGGGCAGGCCCACUCCUCUGCAACACCACGGAGCUGAGCUGCACCUUCUGCUUGCCCUCAGAAGCCCGGGAGGUGGUCCUUGUGGCCUAUAACACAGCCGGGACCUCCCAUCCCACCCCAGUGGUCUUCCUGGAGAGCAGAGGUCCACCCCUGGCCAGACUCCACACCAUGGCUCAAGAUCCCCACAGGCUCUGGGUGGGCUGGGAGCCCCCCAGCCCUCGACCUCAGGGCUAUGUGAUUGAGUGGGGUCUGGGUCCCCCCAGCCCCAGCGGCAGCAAUAAGACCUGGAAGAUGGAGCAUAACGGAAGCAUUUCUGGGACCCUACUGCAAGAGAACAUCAGGCCCUUUCAGCUCUACGAGAUCACUGUGACCCCCCUAUACCAGGACAGCGUGGGGCCCUCCCGACACAUCUAUGCCUACUCCCAAGAGAUGGCCCCCUCCCGCGCCCCAGAGCUGCAUCUAAAGCACAUUGGCAAGACCUGGGCCCGGCUGGAGUGGGUGCCCCUGCCCCCUGAGCUGGGGAAGAGCCCCCUUACCCACUACACCAUCUUCUGGACGUCCUCUGCUCGGGGCCAGUCCUUCUCCACUGUGCUCAAUGCCUCCUCCCACGGCUUGGUCCUCCACGGCUUGGAGCCCGCCAGCUUGUACCACGUCCUCCUCAGGGCUACCAGUAAGGCCGGCGCCGCCAACAGCACAAGCCUUACCCUGAUGACCUUGGCCCUAGAGGAGUCUGAGCUGCAUGUCCUCCUGGGCCUCUUUGGCUUCCUGCUCUUGUUCAUCUGUCUCUGCGGGGCUGCCCGGCUCUGCUGCAGACCCAGCAGAAAGAAUCCUCUCUGGCCAAGUGUCCCAGACCCAGCCCACAGCAGCCUGGGCUCCUGGGUGCCGAGCAUCAUGGUGGAGGAGACCUUCCAGCUGCCCAGCCUUCGGGACACCGGCAUGCCACCCAUCACCAAGAUCACAGUGCUGGAGGAAGAGGAGAAGAAGCCAGGGCCCUGGGAGUCCAAUGACAGCUCAGGGACCUGUGGCCUCCCCACCCUGGUCCAGGCCUACGUGCUCCAGGGGGACCCAAGAGCAUGUUCCACCCAGCCCCAGCCCCAGUCUGGCACCUGUGACCAGGUCCUCUACGGGAAGGUGUUGGGCAGCCCCACCAGCCCAGGUCCAGGGCACUACCUCCGUUGUGACUCUACUCAGCCCCUCUUAGGGGGCCUUACUCCCAGUCCCAAGUUUUAUGAGAACCUCUGGUUCCAGACCAGCCCCCUGGGCACCCCAGAGCCCCUCGUCCCAAACCAGGAGGAUGACUGUGUCUUUGGGCCACUGCUUGACUUCCCCCUCCUGCAAGGGCUCCAGGUCCAUGGGGUGGAGGGGCUGGGGGGCAUCUAGCAUCCCCCACUUGGGCCUGUCUCUUGAGAGGUCUGGGCCAUCCAGAGGAGAGGAGAGUAUUAGUAAGCCCAUCAUGCAAAAAACCACCUAGUCCCAGAAGGGCAGUAAGGCUACAGGGUCUCCUCCCCAUCUCUGGCCCCCAGCAUCCUUCGUCUCUCUCUCCAGUCCCCACAGGCUGGGCCCUUAAUUUAGUGGCCACGGAAUGCUUCGUCCAACCCUGCCCACUAGCCUCUUGUGCUUAUUUCCUGUAAUCUCAGUCUCUUAAACUGGUUCAUGGUUUGGUUUGGUUUGAUUUUGAGAAACUCUUGAGUACGCCUGCACCUCUGUCCUUUUCCUUUUUAGGGCCCUAGCAGUGAUGGGGGUACUUAUCAGAAGUGUUCGUUUGCAUAUUUCUUCCUUUGCUCAUUAAUCCCCCCAGCCCUCACCUAGCAUGUAGGCCCUGUGCUGGCAGUGGGGAUUCAAAAAUGACUUGACUCAGUCUGCCCUCAAAGGGUUCGCAUUCUAGUGGUAGAGACUCGAAGACUGCCCAUUAGGGCAGAGUGGCCAGGACUGAGGCGGGGAUCACAAAGUGCUGUGGGACAGGAGAAGAGACCUCAGAAAAGACUAAUCCUUGCUGUGUUGGAGAAAUACAAAUAAAACCAUCUACUGGGGCGCCUGGCUGGCUCUGUGUGUGGAGCAUGCAAAUCUUGAUCUUGGGGUUGUGAGUCUGAGCCCCACAC
Messenger RNA from Nyctereutes procyonoides (raccoon dog), 3453 nucleotides. It is a transcript of the gene CSF3R, whose product is annotated as colony stimulating factor 3 receptor. Lineage: Eukaryota; Metazoa; Chordata; Mammalia; Carnivora; Canidae. Gene Ontology annotation, molecular function: granulocyte colony-stimulating factor binding; cytokine receptor activity. Bases 212 to 2734 code for a protein of 840 amino acids. Gene Ontology annotation, cellular component: membrane; signaling receptor complex; external side of plasma membrane. The record is from RefSeq and is a predicted model, not a curated record. The transcript has 17 exons. Gene Ontology annotation, biological process: cytokine-mediated signaling pathway.